AUGGAUCCAGCACAGGCUGCCGCGCAAGCCAAGUUCGCUCGUCUAGGCUUCUUCAUUCUCCCUCUGCCUCGCGGAUCCGACUUUGGCAUCGACGGCCGGCUGUGGACAGUCGACAAGUUCUCGGGCGUCAAGCUCCUCCCUCCCGGCUUGCACUUCUUCGUCUUCUCCGCCGCCCCGUCCGCCACACAACAAGCCCACCUCCCAGGCCCCUCCUCGCAAGGCGUCGCAACUCGGCAUGGCAUCCUCCGCUUCUAUCGCGACGCCGAGACAGUCGUAGAAGAGUGGGACAACGUUCAGGAAGAGCUGAAGCGGGAUGCGCUGGGGCAGGCGCCGAGGAAGAGACGGAGGAAUACGAAGGAGGGGAGGGAGGAGACCGUCGUCUCCGAGGAAUACCUCAAGAGCCUUGAUAAGUCGCUUGCUGCGUACCCGCAGGACGAUGUUGCGGCGCAUUGGGCUGGCUUGACGAGUUUCGUGACGGAGGAGACGCUGGCGAGGGUCGUCGGGUUGGACGAACACGGCUGCGGGCUCGUCGACGCUCUCAUGGGCAGCACGCUCGAUGAGCGCGGCGCAGCAGGCGCGACGUCGGGCAAGCGGACAUGGGGCAAGGCGCGUGAGGAGGAGCCAGAAGUGCGUGUGGUAAUCGACGAGGACGAGGAAGGAAACGGCGUCUCGAAUGAGCCCGUCUUGCUCGAGUUUGUCAAGUUCGACGUCAAGCGUAGCUGGCCCGAGGGUGCUGUCGGCGAAGCGUUGACACGGUGGAGUCGGGACAAGAGCUGGCAGCUGAGUCACGUCGUGCGCGAGCAGCUUGGAGACGACCCGAAGGAGCUUCUCGGCGAACUCCAACUCGCCUUCAUCCUCUUCGCCCUCCUGCACAACUUCUCCUCCCUAACCGCCUACAAGGCCCUCUUUGCGCUCAUCUGCCGCUCAGCAACGCUCGCCCAGCCGCCCUCUUCGCGCCCAUCCUCUGCCUCUCUGCCCUCACCACUACUCUCGUCAGCGUCUCUGCCCCUCUUCGCCUCGUUCCUGUCCCUCUUCCUCGCCCAAAUCCAGUUCCUCGAAGCCGACUUUUUCGCGACCCAGCUUCCCUCGCUCGAGCGCGACCUCCUCGACUCGCUCGCCGCCCUCUCCCAAGCUCUCUCCGACUCUCUCCCGCACUGGACUGCCAUCGGCGAGAAGGAGCCAGGAACAGCAGGCGUGUGGAAAGAGGUCGUCAAGCGAUGGGAUGCCUUGGCGGCAGUCACGAUGGAGCGGUUUGGGUGGGACUUGGGCGUCAUCAGGGGUACACGAGCGGCGUACUUGGCGCAGGGCGGGCGGGUAGAGCGUGCGGAGGACGAGGUAGACCUGGAAGACCUCGAGGAGGGCGAGGAUGCGCCGUACGUUGUCGACGACGAUGGCUUGCGCGGCGACGACCACGACGACGAGUAUUACUGA
Molecule: messenger RNA, 1431 nt
Organism: Rhodotorula toruloides NP11
Lineage: Eukaryota; Fungi; Basidiomycota; Microbotryomycetes; Sporidiobolales; Sporidiobolaceae
Product: A1 cistron-splicing factor AAR2
Exons: 3
Coding region: 1-1431 (476 amino acids)
Biological process (GO): spliceosomal tri-snRNP complex assembly
Source: RefSeq, a predicted model, not a curated record